This is a messenger RNA of Tachyglossus aculeatus (Australian echidna), 795 nucleotides long. Its product is annotated as olfactory receptor 5B12-like. Gene Ontology annotation, cellular component: membrane. Bases 1 to 795 code for a protein of 264 amino acids. Gene Ontology annotation, biological process: G protein-coupled receptor signaling pathway. The record is from RefSeq and is a predicted model, not a curated record. Gene Ontology annotation, molecular function: olfactory receptor activity. The transcript has 3 exons. NCBI's taxonomy places the organism in Eukaryota, Metazoa, Chordata, Mammalia, Monotremata, Tachyglossidae.
AUGGCAGAGAGAAACGGAACCGGGGUGAUAGGCUUCCUUCUGAAGGGACUGUCGGACCGGCCGGAGGUGCUAUUCGCGGCCUUCCAUGCCAUCUACUCGGCUACGCUCCUGGCCAACGGUGCCCUCCUCCUCGCCCUCCGCGGCGACCACCGUCUCCACACGCCCAUGUACUUCCUCCUCACCACCCUGUCGUUGCUGGAUGUCUUCUGCCCCAUGGCCACGCUAUAUUUCCUGGUGGCCCCGAAGGGUGAGGACGUCUUCCCCCUGGAAGACACGGCCUCUGAGCAUCGUUUGGCCGUCCACUGCCCUCUCCACUAUGCUGUUCUCAUGGACGGGAACGUGUGCGUCGCGCUGGCGGCCGGGGCAGGGCCGGCCCGCUUCCUCAACUCUCCCCUGCACGCGUCCUUCACCUUCAGGAUGACCUUCUGCCUCUCCCACCUGGUGGACCAGUACUACUGCGACGUCCCUCCGGUGACGGGCCUGUCCCUCUCUGGCGGCUCCUACGUACUCGUCGUGGGCGCCACCUUGAAGAGGCGCUCGGCCGAGGGGAAGUGCCGGACCUGGUCCACCUGCACCUCCUGCCUGUCGGCAGUCGGCCGCUUCAACGGCCCUGACAUCUUCACCUACAUCCGGCCAUCUUGCGGUCACUCUCCAGGAAGAGACGGGCUCGUGGACAUGGUGUAUGGCGUCCUCAACCCCCUCAUCGACAGCCUGAGGAAUGAGGAGGUCAAGGGGGCCCUCCGGCAGGUGCUGAGACGGACGUUAGGCCCGCCGGGAUCUCUUCGGCACCCAUAG